GCAAUAAUCCAAGGUUUUGCUAACUGAGUUUGAAUCCAAAAGAAUCUCUUCCCAAGAUUCUAGGUUAAGACAUCACCCCCUUUUUUGACUAAAAGGCCUUUCCCCUUUCUAAAUUGUUUGUUUCUUUUCCAAGUCCUCCCUCAAUCUGGAAUGGUUGCAGCUUUGUUUUUAUCAGUUCUCUGAAAGCUUCUGAACAUUAAUCUGGCAAAGGUAAAAGCUUCGCAGUUCAUACUUUCCAAAACUUUUGGAUCAUUGUUUUUCUGAUUGUGAUGUGUGGUUAUGUCAUAUGUGUGGCCUACUGGCUUUCUUUAUUACUUUAGUUUAUUUCAUGUAUUUACGUUUGCUUUUGGUGGUGGGUAACCGAGUAUGCCAAGUAACAACCGUUUUUCUUCCUUUUGAUUACUUCUUUUUGUACGCUUUAGCUUUUAGGUUGCCUAUGUUUUGGAUUUUUUUUUCUUUGCUUUGCUCUACUAUUUGCAUAUGGUGACUUGCAUAUGGAGAGUGAGUAGUUUAGAAGAAAUAUGAUGUUCAUACUGUUGGCAAUUUGAUUUUGCUAUGGGGUUUUUUUUUUUUUUUGGUUCCGUUGACUUGAAUUCUUGUUCUGGAUCUGUUUUUGCCUCAGGCUAUGCUUGCUUUGCUGUAUGUUUCUUGCUUAUUCUCUAUAUCAUUUCCUUCCUUACAUUGGGUUUUCUUGUCUGGUUUUCUGGGAAUUUUGUUGCCUUACCUUUCUGAAAUAUGAGCUCCCAGCCAGUCAUUUUCGAGGUGGCCAAUCUACUCAAUAGUGCAUGGACUGUCCUCUCUCUACAUCUGUUCUGUGUUUCUGCCUAGAUUGAAGUCUUCUUGUUUUCCAAUAAUUGUUAGCUUGAUUGGACGCCCAUUGCCUGCUGCUUGGAGCCUCACUAUGGUGUGUAAUGGAAUUUUGGAAACCGAUGUGUUUUUAAGAGAUGAAAGCGUGUUUCCUUAAUUUUGUGGAAUGUCCAUAAAGGGCUCAACAGGCCAGAAAAUUUACUAAAUUUGAUCAAAUGAAAGAUAGAUUAGACGCUAAGACUUCUUCUUAUAGCAGGAUUGUCCCAGCAGUGCAUCCUUGAUCUCUGUCCCAACUGAGAGACUUAUUUAUGCUGGUUUGAAAAUGUAUCUGGUGGAAAGCAAAGGAGGUGCCAUAGCCUGCAUGCUGCUGGCUCUGUUCUUUUUGGGCACAUGGCCUGCUAUUAUGACACUACUAGAAAGACGAGGUCGUCUUCCUCAACAUACUUAUCUUGAUUAUACUUUGACAAACCUCUUGGCUGCUAUAAUUAUAGCUUUAACAUUCGGUGAGAUUGGCAAGAGCACUGCUGAACAACCAAACUUUAUUGCUCAACUAUCUCAGGAUAAUUGGCCUUCUGUUUUGUUCGCAAUGGCUGGUGGAGUGGUUCUCAGCCUUGGAAAUUUAUCUACACAGUAUGCUUGGGCUUUCGUUGGUUUGUCAGUGACAGAAGUGAUCACUGCAAGCAUUACUGUUGUUAUAGGCACAACCUUGAAUUACUUCUUAGAUGACAAAAUCAAUAGAGCUGAAAUUCUUUUCCCUGGUGUCGGUUGCUUCUUGAUAGCUGUUUGUCUUGGAUCAGCCGUCCACUCGUCCAAUGCUGCAGAUAAUAAAGCAAAGCUUAACAAACUUAAAAUAGAGGCUGGAUAUACCUCCACAUCAGAAGAGGCAAUUACAAAUGAGGAAUUAAUGAAUCUGGAGAAGGGGAAUGGCAUUACAGAGAAGGCAAAGGCAGGAACUGCUAACUUCCUUAUAGAGCUAGAGAACAGGAGAGCGAUUAAGGUGUUUGGGAAGAGCACUUUUAUUGGGUUGGUGAUAACUUUCUUUGCUGGUGUUUGCUUUUCCCUCUUCUCACCAGCAUUCAACUUGGCUACAAAUGAUCAAUGGCACACUUUGAAGGAAGGGGUUCCUAAGUUGGUUGUCUAUACUGCAUUUUUUUACUUUUCAAUCUCUUGCUUUGUAAUUGCCCUCAUCCUAAAUAUCACUUUCCUCUACCGUCCUGUAUUAAACUUGCCUAGAUCAUCAUUUAAGGCUUAUCUCAGUGAUUGGAAUGGCAGAGGCUGGGCCUUUUUGGCUGGGUUUCUGUGUGGGUUUGGGAAUGGUCUCCAGUUCAUGGGAGGUCAAGCAGCAGGAUAUGCAGCAGCAGAUGCAGUUCAGGCACUUCCACUUGUGAGCACGUUUUGGGGCAUACUUUUGUUCGGAGAAUACAGAAGAUCGUCUCGAAGAACAUAUAUAUUGCUUGUUAGCAUGUUGUUUAUGUUCAUUGUAGCUGUUGCAGUUCUUAUGGCAUCAUCAGGGCAUCGAAAAUGAGUUUGCAGCAUCUGAUUGAUGAAAUAAAGUUCUCCUAUGGAGAUUGCAUAAUUCAUGGCUUGAUGAAAUAAUUGAUGAACAAGUCAAAAAUGUUAACCAAUGCAGCAUUUGAUUGGCUCUGAUGCUUAUGCACGUCAAGAAAUUGCUUAGCAGAUGCUUCCAAAUCUUUCAAGUAGAGUCUUCCUUGUGGCUGGUGGUAGGAAAAUAAAAUAAAAUAAAACAAAACCAAAAGCAGACAAGGGGCAUUGGUAAUGA
Molecule: messenger RNA, 2587 nt
Organism: Durio zibethinus
Lineage: Eukaryota; Viridiplantae; Streptophyta; Magnoliopsida; Malvales; Malvaceae
Source: RefSeq, a predicted model, not a curated record